Messenger RNA from Symbiodinium sp. CCMP2592, 393 nucleotides. Lineage: Eukaryota; Dinophyceae; Suessiales; Symbiodiniaceae. The record is from the annotation of a GenBank genome assembly.
AUGGGUUCUGGGUCCUCGGUCCCUGAAGCACCAGCGAAGGUUGAGGAUUGGCUCCGUCAAGUCAUCGAAAAGGAAAGGAAAGAGAAGGCAUGGCUGGCAAAGAGAUAUGCUGAGGAGAGCGAGAAGGCCGACGAGCUCCGGUCAGAGCUUGAAGCGCUCCGCCGGCUUCUACCAGGAUCCACGGAAGCUGAUGCAAGCGCCGUCCAGAGGCCUACCACACCGAACAGACUCUCGAAGCCAGGGGUGAUCCAGAAAGCCGUGAACGACGUCCACCUGAUGUCGACGACGGAUGAGUUCGGGAGGCUGUCGCCGAAGCUAAAUCGCCGAGUUUCGAUCAACAGCCGUCCAAGCUUCCAGUCUCUAGGAAGCGGCAGCUCUAACAAGGAGCAGUGA